AUGCAUAACCCCCAUAACCCCACCUUCCACGAAUCCGAUCCUCAGCUUCCACUAAUCAGAAUCCACCACCCCCUCCUCCCCUCGCCACCAGUCCGCCGCCACACCCACUCCCACCGCCGGCGCCCGUCCCCUACCAACGUCCUCUUCGGCGCUGAUUGGGGGUCCAUCGAUCUCACCAUCAACACCGACCCUAAUUCCGAAGAAGAAAACCUCAACAAUGUUAACGAAACCCCGACGCCGAAACGGAAGCUUGAAGAAGAUUACGACGCGUUCACGGCAACGAAAUCAGCCGAUCUUGCCAAACCGCUUCGUGAAGCUCAGAUUCCGUACAAGAUCCACAUCGUGAAGGAUCAUGACAUGAAGGAGAGGCUUUGUCUCGAGGUCGAGCGUCUUGGGCUUAGUGCUGUUAUUAUGGGGAGCCGCGGAUUCGGUGCGGCGCGCCGUGGGAGUGACGGGAAGCUGGGAAGUAGGGUGAUGAGGGUGAGGCUGUUAUCAAGCCUCUUUCUGUUGCGCAUGAACAUAAGAAAGAAGAUUAGUCGGAGUCAAUUGAUCACUUCAACCCUGUCUCCGCAGGUUGUACUAUUGAGCAUGUUCCUGGUUGUUAACUCUGGAAAGAUUAUGGCUUGA
This is a messenger RNA of Vicia faba (fava bean), 627 nucleotides long. Lineage: Eukaryota; Viridiplantae; Streptophyta; Magnoliopsida; Fabales; Fabaceae. The record is from the annotation of a GenBank genome assembly.